CGGGGCAGCCUCUACGUCUCCGCAUCUUGAUUGGAUCAUCGCGAAGUUUUAUGCGUCGCACGGCUGAUGACGUUCAAUUCAUCCGCUGCAUGUUUUUGUGCCCCGAAUGACAUGCGAAGUUAUCAGGAAGAGUUGAGAAGAUGACUGAAAUCGAAACUGACACCCCAAGCAACAAGGUGAAAGAAGAUGAGAGUACUGAUUUGAGGAAGGACCGUGAAAAAAAGAAACGGUCCCGUGUAAAACAGUUGCUUGCCGACAUUGCUAAGCAAGUGGAUUUCUGGUUUGGUGAUAUCAAUCUGCAUAAGGAUCGAUUUCUGAGGGAACAGAUUGAGAAGACCAGAGAUGGCUACAUCGAUAUAUCAUUACUGGCCUCAUUUAACAAGAUGAAAAAAAUAACUACAGAUUCGAAGCUAAUCGCAAGAGCAGUAAAGAAUUCAUCUGUUGUGGAACUAAAUUUGAACGGUACAAAAAUAAGGAGACGUUUACCUCUUGGAGAGAAACCACAGGACGUGGACAGUCGCACAGUGUAUGCGGAACUGCUACCCAAAAAUGUUAACCACAGCUGGAUUGAGCGGGUGUUUGGUAAAUGUGGCACGGUAGCCUAUAUUAGCAUCCCACGAUACAAAUCCACAGGAGAUCCUAAAGGAUUUGCAUUUAUAGAGUUUGAGACUCAAGAACAAGCGGCUAAAGCUAUAGAGGUUUUAAAUAAUCCACCUGAAGAAGCACCAAGAAAAGCAGGGAUGUUUCCUAAAACAAUGAAAAAUAAAGCCCUUCCACCGGUCAGCAUAACGGAAGGUAACAUACCAGAGGGCUGUGGAACUGAAGAAAAGGAAAAGAAAAAGAAGAAGAAAAAGAAAUCCAAGGCAAGAAAAGACAAUGGUGAAAAGGCAGAGGAGGAAAAUAAAGAGCAAGAUAUGGACAUCGUUUCUGAAGGUGGUCCUAAGAGACGCAGGACUGUAUCUGAGUGCUCAGUACCUGAUGUACAGGAAGCUGAUAAGCAGACUGCCAAGAAGGAGAAAAAGAAAAAAGAAAGAGCAGAGAGCUUUGAUCAGUCUGAAAAAAGGCAAGGUAAAAGAAAGCGUAGCAGUUCAGAGGAACAGGACUCCUCUUCUGCUAAGCAGAAGAAAAGUGAAAAUAAAGAACUGUCUCAGGAUGAGAAGCCAACAUCAACUCAAGAAGUAUUACAAGAAUGUAAAGAGGUCUCUACAGAAGAAGAGAAGGAUGCAGCAGAUAAGAAAGAAAUGUCUGUGCCAAAAAUGAAGAGGAAGCGGACGAGGAAGCAUAAAGAAAGACACAGAGUUGGAGAAGAGGUUAUACCUCUGAGAGUACUUUCAAAGGCAGAAUGGUUGGGCUUGAAGGCUGAAUAUUUAACACUGCAGCGAACCAGCAUGGCCACUCUCAAGAAAUCAAUGAAUGAAAUGUGUCGUAUCUCUGAGGAGGAAAUGCAAGGCCUUGAUAUUAAUAAUGGAAAAGUGGAGACUGUGAAGAAUGAGCCACUGGGACCACAGUUUGUGAGUGGUGUUAUAGGGAAGAUCACAAGUUCAGAUCCUCUUCAGGGACGCAAAUAUGUUAAGGAUGCAUUUUCGGGAGUGUGUGAGGUGGUAUAUGUGGACAUGCUGGAGGGUGAUACAGAGUGCCAUGUUCGGUUUAAAUCUCCGGAAGAUGCUCAGACUGCAUUAAAAGCUCGCUCUGAUCUGCAAGGCAAACACAACUGGAAGCUACAAAUUCUCUCAGGGGAUAAUGAGCAACGGUAUUGGCAGAAGAUUUUGGUAGAUAGGCAAGCAAAGCUUAACCGUCCCCGGGAAAAGAAACGUGGCACUGAAAAGCUGGUAGCCAAAGCAGAGAAGAUGAGACUGGCUAAGGCACAGGAGGCAAGCAAACACAUACGAUUCGGUGAUGGCGUCUGAAAAUGCAGGGAUUGUACUUUCAUUGUUUUUUUUAUUUUUUUCGUUUAUGUUUCUGCUUAUGUUUUUGUCAUGCUAAAUAUUCCUGCUGAUUGAUGCUUAUAUCAGGCUCAUAAGGGCUCCAUAUUGGAGUUUCUCAUGGAGAUGGAGUUAUCAGGCCUGCUCAAAAUUACAAUCGGUGACAAAAACAAAUCUGAUUAUAUGUAUGACAACCUGCUUUCUACCAGCUGUUGCUGACAAUUGCUCCUAAUAUCCCUCUGUCUUUUUUAGCUUUUAGAACAGCUGGAAGGCUGCACGUUGUGCUUCCUUAUACAGCAGAUUUUAAAUGGUUUAUGUUGACUUUUUGUUACGAGUCAUAAGCACAGGCUUACAUUUAAAGGGAAUUACAUUUAAUAAAAAAAAUCACCUAUAAGGUUUAAAAAUUGUGUUUGUUUUUUCAUUAAGGGAAGAGACACACGCUGCUAUUUCGGGAGAUUAGACGCCCAGUGACAAAUCGUGUCUUCUUCGGGCGACUAAUCUCCUCGAACUGCAUUCCCACUGGCUGGAAUGUAAUCGCUGGCGGGACGGCACUCGGAACACUUCGUUUUCCGAAAGCCAAAGCGAUCCGAAUACCAUCCCGCCGGCAAUUUAUAUUCUAGCCAGUUCGGGAAAAUUAGUCGCCCGAAGAAGAAUCAAUUUGUCGAUGGGUGACUAAUCUCCCGAAAUAGCAGCGUGUGUGUCUGCCCUUAAAAGAUGCAAAUUUUAUUCUGUGAUUUCCUUUUAGGGAAAGUACACACUGGACUAUUUUAGGCAGCGAAACCUAAAAACACAGUAAAGCUUAUAUUGCCUGACAAACAGUUUUUGGUCAAAUCUGUGGUGGGCUGUUUAGGUGAUUUUGUGCCCUGUUUUUUAGACUACAUCAAAAAUGAAAUUUGAUUUAGCUCCUUGUGCGAUUACUCUAAAUACCCAGUGGUUUUAUUUCCUCUAUUGCAAAGAUUUCUUACAUCGCACCUACAUGCAGCCCUCCAGCAGUUGCGCUACAAGUGCAGUCUGACUGAAGUGAUGGGACUAUGCAGAGGUUUAGCCUUUUUCCAGGAGGGAAGUAGAAACAUGAGUACCUGAAAUAUGCUUCCCUUUUUACGUAACCUUUUCACCAAUAAAACCUAAUUGCCAUCGAAUACAUGUUUCUUUUAUUUUUCUAUUUUGCAUUCACAGAUAAACCUGUUUAUGUUCAUGACAUGAUCCUUUGAGCCUGUGACAAAGAAAACUAGUCAUAUGAAAAAGUUUGGGAACCCCUCUUAAUUCUUUGGAGUUUUGUUUAUCAUUGGCUGAGCUUUCAAAGUAGCAACUUCCUUUUAAUAUAUAAUAUGCCUUAUGGAAACAGUAGUAUUUCAUCAGUGACAUAACGUUUAUUGGAUUAACAGAAAAUAUGCAAUAUACAUCAUAACAAAAUUAGACAGGUGCAUAAAUUUGGGCUGUUCAGUUAAAUUUGAUGGCUGCCGAGCAAGGACAGUCUGCUUCAAAUCAUCCCAUAGAUUUUCGAUGAUAUUUAAGACUGGGGACUGUGACCAUUGCAGAAUAUUGUACUUCUCCCUCUGCAUAAAUGCCUUUGUAGACUUCGAAGUGUGUUUAAGGUCUUGUUGGAAUAUCCAACCCCUGCGUAACUUCAACUUUGUGACUGAUGCUUGAACAUUAUCCUGAAGAAUUUGCUGAUAUUGGGUUGAAUUCAUCCGACCCUCGACUUUAACAAGGGCCCCAGUCCGUGAACUUGCCACACAGUCCCACAGCAUGAUGGAACCUCCACUACAUUUGACAGUAGGAAUGCUGCCGUUCUUCCGCCAUGCAAACUUUUUUUGUUAUGACCAAAUAACUCCAUUUUUCUCGUCAGUCCAAAGCACUUUGUUCCAAAAUGACUGUGACUUGUCUAAAUGAGCUUUUACAUACAACAAGCGACUCUGUUUGUGGCAUGAGUGCAGAAAGGGCUUCUUUCUCAUCACCCUGCCAUACAGAUGUUCUUUGUGCAAAUUGUGCUGAAUUGUAGAACGAUGUACAGAUACACCAUCUGCAGCAAGAUGUUCUUGUAGGUCUUUGGAGGUGAUCUUUGGGUUGUUUGUAACCAUUCUUACAAUCUUUCGCAUAUGUUUUACAGCAACUGUGCCUGUGGCCUUCCAUUUCCUGAUUACAUUCCUUACAGUUAAAACUGACAGUUUAAACCUCUGCUUUUUGUAGCCUUCCCCCUAAACCAUGAUACUGAACAAUCUUUGUUUUCAGAUCUUUUCAGAGUUGCUUUGAGGAUCCCAUGCUGUCUCUCUUCAGAGGAGAGUGUUGCCAGUAAUCAGUAUUGAGCAGUUACAUGCAUUCAAAUUAGCAAAAUUACAAGGGUACCCAAAUUUUUGCACAGCCAGUUUUUCACAUUUGAUUUAAUGUUUUAAACACCCCAGUACUCAGAUGUUCUUGCGAAAUUAAAGACAUACCACUGUUAUCUUUUUUGUUGAAAGUGGACUAAAUUAUUAUGCAGGCGGAGAGGGGUUCCCAAACUUUUUCAUAUGACUGUAAGAUGUGCUCUCCUAACCCUACCCUUCCUAUCUGUUUAGGUGUGAAUCAAAGAUUUUGGUUUCUUUUUAUCCUUCUAGCCAAGUAAAGAAAAAUAUUAUUUGGUUUUGUUAAUGGUUUUGUUAAUUAUUUUGUAUCAGAAAUUGAAUAUGUUGUUCAGCUAACAUGUUUCCUAUAAAAAAUAAAGUUCUUUACAUGGUA
Messenger RNA from Xenopus laevis (African clawed frog), 4637 nucleotides. RefSeq names its product La ribonucleoprotein domain family member 7 L homeolog (gene larp7.L). The record is from RefSeq and is a predicted model, not a curated record. Gene Ontology annotation, biological process: RNA processing. Gene Ontology annotation, molecular function: nucleic acid binding; RNA binding. Gene Ontology annotation, cellular component: nucleus; ribonucleoprotein complex; nucleoplasm. The transcript has 13 exons. Lineage: Eukaryota; Metazoa; Chordata; Amphibia; Anura; Pipidae. The coding region runs from base 141 to 1907 and encodes 588 amino acids.